This is a messenger RNA of Mercenaria mercenaria, 5309 nucleotides long. RefSeq names its product dihydroxyacetone phosphate acyltransferase-like. The coding region runs from base 1 to 2283 and encodes 760 amino acids. Gene Ontology annotation, biological process: ether lipid biosynthetic process. The transcript has 14 exons. Gene Ontology annotation, cellular component: peroxisomal membrane; mitochondrial membrane. Gene Ontology annotation, molecular function: glycerone-phosphate O-acyltransferase activity. Lineage: Eukaryota; Metazoa; Mollusca; Bivalvia; Venerida; Veneridae. The record is from RefSeq and is a predicted model, not a curated record.
AUGUCGUAUUUCCGAUUUACGGCAGCGGUCUUGCGACUUUGUCCAGCCAAUCAGCGUCCACUAUUGUGUUGUCUCAAAACAAAUGCACAUGUAUACAGAACUGGGUCUUGUACUUUGGAAUGUGACAAUCUAAUUACUCGGUUGAUCUUGAUACCAUUCUGUCGGCAGGUCCAUUUGUCGCAUAUACCUUUGAACAGAAUGACGGAUCAGUCAAGAAACUCCUGGAUUUUAAAAGAUGAUCCCCGAUUGGUUUCGGCACGGCAGAAGGAUUUUUUUGUUGACAUCCUUGAUGAAAGGCGACAUACAAGUGACAUAAACUGGGCACUUCGACAGAGAGAAGUUCCUGAAUACAAGUAUAAUAAACCCAGAUCCCCAGCACAGGUCAAACAAGAUGUCUUAAACAGUGACAGAGUCAAAUAUGCUGUAGAAAAGGUAUGUGAAGAAACGGGAACACCAAUUGAUGAUGUAAUGAAAGAGGCAGAGGCAGUUGUCGAUGAAAUGUCCCACAACUUGCGCGUAGGCGUUAUAAGAGGAUUUGCAAUCUUUCUCGUAAAAGUCAUGAAGAGUCUUUUUGAGAGAAUUUAUGUUAAUGAAGAAGCAAUCCAAAAGGUUAGAGCAAUGAUGAAGGAGUAUCCAAUAUUAUUGAUGCCUAGUCAUCGUAGUUACCUGGACUUUUUACUCAUGUCCUAUGUAUUCUUCCACUAUGAUCUACCCCUGCCUGUUAUUGCUGCAGCAAUGGAUUUCAUGGGUAUGAAAUUUUUUGGUUGGUUAUUGCGUAACUCUGGAGCAUUCUACAUCCGUCGUAGUUUUGGUGAUGACCAGUUGUACUGGGCUGUGUUCACAGAAUAUGUACAAACACACAUAUGUAAUGGUGAUUCACCUGUGGAAUUCUAUGUGGAAGGAACGAGGAGUAGAACACAAAAAUCUCUGAGUCCAAAAUUUGGUAUGCUGUCAGCAUCUUUAGAACCCUAUUUCAAGGCACAGAUCCCUGAUAUCAUGGUUGUGCCAGUAAGUGUGUCCUACGACAGAGUUCUUGAGGAGAAGUUGUAUGCUUAUGAACUGCUUGGUGUUCCCAAACCUAAAGAAUCAGCAUCAGGUGUGUUCAGAGCUAGAAGUAUAUUAUCAGAAGAUUAUGGGAAUGUUCAUAUAUUUAUUGGUGAGCCAGUAUCAAUAAGAAACUACUCUGUUAAGUCUGUGGACAGAACAUCACACAGUUUAUCUCCAAGGUAUAUAGCUAGUCUCUCAUUUCAAGAACAAGCAUUGAUACAGAAGCUAAGCUAUGACAUAACAUUACAACAACUGAGAAAUAUGGCCAUAGCUCCAUGGUCCAUGAUAGCAGCAGUAUUGUUACAAAAUAUGGAAGGCAUUCCCAUGAAACAGUUAAUCAAGGAAGUAGAGUGGUUAAAACGGCAAGCAUCGAAUCUUGGUGCUUACAUAGACUGGCCUGUAAAUGAAACACCAGAAGCUGUCAUUAUACAUAAUAUAUUCAUUCAUAAGAACAUUGCGCAUGUAACAGCAGACGAUAUUGUUGAACUUGUGGCAAUAGAUGAUACAUUAGCCAAUCAGAAUGGAGAUAAUUUGAUGACGUCUGCUGCACAGGAGAUGAUGGUCUGUCUCUAUAGGAACCAGCUUCUAAAUGUGUUCGUCCGAGUUGCACUGAUAGCCAUUCCAAUAAAUACAUGUGUUCAGGAUACUAUGUCAAUAUCGGAACUGAAAUCCAAGUACAAUUUGUUAGAGAAGCUGUUAAACAGAGAAUUCAUAUUUAUGCCAGGACAAACUGACCAGGAUUUUGAGUUAGCACUAGCAACAUUGACACACGGAUGUGGUGUUGUUGUAGAAGAUGGACAUGUUCAGAUCAAGAAAUCCACUAACAAAUAUACAACAUUUUUCAGUCAGAUGUUUGAGCCAUUCCUCCUUGGAUACUGGAUGAUGUGCCGGUACCUCCUGUCUAUGCAAGCUGGUUCCCAUGGGAAACCAUUGGUGAAGUUGCCUAAAGCCAUUUCAAAAGAAGCACAGAUGCUGAGUUCGCAGUUGAUACGGGACGGACAUGUGAAACACAAGGAAAUCCUGUCACUGGAUAUGAUGAGCAACUCAUUACACGCCCUGUAUCACCUUGGGGCAGUGCAUAAAGAAAAAAGGGAUGGUGCAACCUAUAUGUAUCCAAAUCUGGUGAUCUUGUCAAAAGUUACAGAGGAUCUUAGCAAAUUCAUAGAAGUUCCCCCACUGCCACAGACAAUAAUUAAUGUAGACACUAAAACAGUGGUCGUUGAUGCAAAACUGUGAUUGAUGAUAGGAACUUUUGGGGGGAAUUUGUACACAGACACAUGAUAACCAUUGCGAAACAUUGGGAAACUGUUUGGACGUUGGAAGGAAAUCUCUUGGUCAGUGUUGAUAAGGCAAUAUAAACAACAGAAUAUAAUUGAAAUUUUGGGCAGAAAUUCUGAUGUUAUGAAAUGAUGAGGCACACAAUGUGUACACCACUUAUGGAUCAGAGUGCUCUAAAAUAUGUUGCAGUUGAGUAAGGUGAAACAGUGCUCAGAAAAACUGGAACAUGUGCUAAAUGGAACAUCUACAAUCGUCUCUUCAGACAGUCGUUUAUACAUCAUGGUGACUGAAGAAAGUCGCAUCAUUGUUCCAGCCUAGUACAGACUCAUAACAGGACUGAAAAUCAUAUGAGAAUUUUGUUCUGUUUUCUUCUAUGGACAUCACUAUGAUCAGUUUUGAAACAACAUUCUGGAAUCUAGGAAUCAUGGGAAUAAACCCAUGGACUUUCCAUGCGGUUCACUUCAUGAGUUAGGCAUGACAUGGUACCCAUUAAAGAUGGUAAAUUAUGACAGACAGAUAUUAUAUGACAAAGUCUAUGUAAUGUCAUAAAAUCAGCUUAAGAAGUUUGGAUCUUGCUGUUCAUGAGAAAAUAUCUAUAAAGUAGGCAUUUGUAGUUGUACUUGUACCUAACUUUUGGAUAGAAUUUAAUAUCUGUUAAAACUUCCACUAAAUUCUUCAUUGUGGACUUUUUAAUGUAGAUAGAUUAUUUUCUAUAAGCAAACAGUUCAUCAAAAUUGCAAUUGUCUGAAAGACUCACAAUAUGAAAACUUGCUUAUAGUUCAGAUUUUUCUGAUCAGUCUAGCAAAAAUUCAAGCACAUGAUCCUAUCUUUCUGAUUUGCCAAAUAUUCUUAGUAUUCCUAAUUUACCAGGGAUUAAUCAAAUUCUACAUUGUAGAAACAUUCUAUGCAGAACUACCUUAAAGUUCUAUAAUGCUUUUAACUUUAUGCUAAAACAGAUUAAGAAGCUGUCUGAGUAGAGAAUAUGCAUAAUUACAUGGUUGGAGAAGCACUACUUUCAAUGUUUAAAGUGAUAUAAUACUUCCAUAAAGGGAGGUAAUAAAAAGGAAUUGAGUCAAUUAGACUUUCAACCUUAUUAAUCAGACCUUAUUAUAAAUUAACACGUAACGAAAAUAGGAAAUAACAAUAAAUUAAAUAUACUGUUUGUUUAAAAGAAUGUUUUUUAUUUUCACUAUUACAUGACAGUGUAUUAUAUAUUAUUCAUUCUGUUUUAUAUGAAUAAUAUCACAGUAGGUUAAGUAUUGUUAAAUAUAUUAUAUUAUAUCAAAUAUGUCCAUUGAAUGUCAUAAUAUUUAUUUCAUUUUCUCUGCAUACUAUGUUUUUAUCUUCUGUUAUUUAUACAUUAAUUAUGUCUCCCCAGGAGACAUAUUGUUUUUGCCCUGUCCGUCAUUCCGUCCGUCCGUCCGUCCGUACGUCACACUUCAUUUCCGAGCAAUAACUGGAGAACCAUUUGACCUAGAACCUUCAAACUUCAUAGGGUUGUAGGGCUGCUGGAGUAGACGACCCCUAUUGUUUUUGGGGUCACUCUGUCAAAGGUCAAGGUCACAGGGGCCUGAACAUUGAAAACCAUUUCCGAUCUAUAACUAGAGAACCACUUGACCCAGAAUGUUGAAACUUCAUAGGAUGAUUGGUCAUAAAGAGUAGAUGACCCCUAUUGAUUUUGGGGUCACUCCGUCAAAGGUCAAGGUCACAGGGGCCUGAACAUUGAAAACCAUUUCUGAUCAAUAACUAGAGAACCACCUGACCCAGAAUGUUGAAACUUCAUAGGAUGAUUGGUCAUGAAGAGUAGAUGACCCCUAUUGAUUUUGGGAUCACUCCGUCAAAGGUCAAGGUCACAGGGGCCUGAACAUUGAAAACCAUUUCCGAUCAAUAACUAGAGAACCACUUGACCCAGAAUGUUGAAACUUCAUAGGAUGAUUGUACAUGCAAAGUAGAUGACCCCUAUCGAUUUUGGGGUCACUCCAUUAAAGGUCAAGGUCACAGGGGCCUGAACAUUGAAAACCAUUUCCGGUCAAUAACUUGAGAAUCACUUGAUCCAGAAUGUUGAAACUUAAUAGGAUGAUUGGUCAUGCAGAGUAGAUGACCCCUAACGAUUAUGGGGUCACUCUGUGAAAGGUCAAGGUCACAGGGGCCUGAACAUUGAAAACCAUUUCCGGUCAGUAACUUGAGAACCACUUGACCCAGAAUGAUGAAACUUCAUAGGAUGAUUGGUCAUGCAGAAUAGAUGACCCCUAACGAUUUUAGGGUCACUCUUUUAAAGGUCAAGGCCACAGGGGCCUGAACAUGGAAAACCAUUUCCAAUCAAUAACUUGAGAACCUCUCGACCCAGAAUGUUGAAACUUCAUAGGAUGAUUGUUCAUGCAGAGUAAAUGACCCCUAUUGUUUUUGGGGCCACUCCGUUAAAGGUCAAGGUCACAGGGAUCUGAACAUUGAUAACCAGUUCUGAUCAAUAACUUGAGAACCACUUGACCGAGAAUGUUGAAACUUCAUAGGAUGAUUGAACAUGCAGAGUAGAUGACCCCUAUUGAUUUUGGGAUCAGUCUGUUAAAGGUCAAGGUCACAGUGGCCUGUUCAUGUAAAAUCAUUUUUUGGAAAUAACUUGAGAACCACUUGACCUACAAUGUUGAAACUUAAUAGGAUGAUUGGACAUGCAGAGUAGAUGACCCCUAUUUAUUUUGAGGUCACUUGAUCAAAGGUCAAGGUCACAGGAGCCUGAACAGUGACUGGAGAACCACUAGGCCAAGAGUGUUGAAAUUUAGCGGGAUGACUGGACAUGCCAAGUAGAUGAUCCCUAUUGCAGCCAACCAUCAGUGUCUCUUUGAUUUUUGCUCCUGACCCCUAUUGACUUCUUGCCUAUAGGACUUUGCAUUGAGGGAGACAUGUGCUUUUUUACAAAAGCAUUUUCUAGUUAGUGCUUUAUUAACUCUAAUUUUAUAUGAUAUAUUAAAAUAUGAGAAAAAAUCCUA